Lithohypha guttulata is the source of this 1029-nucleotide messenger RNA. RefSeq names its product Golgi to ER traffic-related protein (gene GET3). The record is from RefSeq and is a predicted model, not a curated record. Gene Ontology annotation, cellular component: GET complex. Gene Ontology annotation, molecular function: ATP hydrolysis activity; ATP binding. Bases 1 to 1029 code for a protein of 342 amino acids. NCBI's taxonomy places the organism in Eukaryota, Fungi, Ascomycota, Eurotiomycetes, Chaetothyriales, Trichomeriaceae. The transcript is spliced from 2 exons. Gene Ontology annotation, biological process: post-translational protein targeting to endoplasmic reticulum membrane.
AUGUCAACCGCCGUCAUAUCCACGGACGACGAUCAACUCGAUCCUACACUCCAAAACCUCAUUGACCAGAAAACAUUACGAUGGAUUUUCGUGGGCGGCAAGGGUGGUGUUGGCAAGACUACAACCUCUUGCUCGUUAGCAAUACAAAUGGCCAAGCACAGAAAAUCAGUGCUGUUAAUAUCGACUGACCCGGCGCACAACCUGAGCGACGCAUUCUCCCAGAAGUUUGGCAAAGAUGCGAGAUUAAUCGAGGGCUUCACCAAUCUGUCCGCCAUGGAGAUCGACCCCAAUGGAUCGAUCAGCGAGUUAAUUAAUGCAGGCGGUGACGAAGCACAAGAAGCAAUGGCAGGUAUGGGAGGCAUGGGUGGCAUGAUGCAAGAUUUAGCAUUCAGUAUACCUGGUGUGGACGAAGCCAUGAGCUUUGCUGAAGUCCUGAAGCAAGUCAAAUCACUCUCCUACGAAGUCAUCAUAUUCGACACAGCUCCGACCGGUCACACUUUGCGAUUCCUACAGUUCCCAACGGUGCUCGAGAAGGCACUGGAGAAGAUCUCUCAGCUAUCUACACAAUUUGGACCUAUGCUAAACACAAUACUCGGCGCAAGAGGUGGUCUUCCUGGCGGACAGAAUCUCGACGACCUAAUACAGAAGAUGGAAAGCCUGCGAGCCACAAUUGCUGAGGUCAACCAACAGUUCAAGAAUCCAGACAUGACCACAUUUGUUUGCGUCUGCAUUGCAGAGUUCUUGUCGUUAUACGAGACCGAGCGAAUGAUUCAGGAGUUGUCGAGUUACAACAUCGACACACAUUGCAUCGUUGUCAACCAGCUUGUCUUUCCAGAGAAGGAUUGUCCUUGCGCAAGGUGUAAUGCUAGGUGGGCCAUGCAGAAAAAAUACUUGGACCAAAUAGAAGAGCUUUACGACGAGUUUAACGUUGUCAAAAUGCCGCAGUUGACUGAGGAGGUCAGGGGAAGUGAGAAGCUAAAGAACUUUUCAGAGAUGCUGAUGAACCCAUACACCCCGUCAACUCAGUGA